UACAGCAUUGGCCGGCCCGCUUGUCAUUCCCACAGUGGCUCCCAUUCAUGCAGUUUGGUUGCGUCUCGGUGUAUUUGAGUGUUUGCAAUAAAAAGGGCUUUUAAUUUUUGGAGGUGCAGGUCCAGCUGCAAUUAGUUCCCUGGAAAGUCUGCCGCCCUGCAAGCAGCCAGCCGCGGCCACCUUUAGCUCCCCGGCUCUCCCUCGCGAUCGCAAGCCACUCAUCCGGAGGCGCAACUAUGCCCAAAAGAAAGGCAGCCGUUGAAGGGCAGGCAAAGGAAGAGCCGAAGAGACGGUCACCUAGAUUAUCUGCCAAGCCUGUUCCUCCUAAAUCUGAGCCCAAAACCAAAAAGGCAGCAGCCCCAAAGAAAAUGAACGUAGCAAAUGAUAAAAAGGACAUCAAAGGCAAGAAAGGGGUGGCCAAAGUCGAAACCAAGCAGGAGGAAGUGAAAGAAGAAAACCACUCUGAAAAUGGAGAGUCCCAAAUUAACGAGGUGCCAGCUGUGGAAGAAACCGAGGAGAAAGCAACCAAGUCUGAGUAAUGCGUAACACUGCCCUGUAUUUCCAUGAGUCUGGUAUCUGUACCUCCAUCCUGUAUUGUUAACACAGAGGAAUAUUUUUAUCGACUAUUUUCUAAAUGCAGGGUUUUUUUUAGCAUGAAAUUAAUUCUGGAACGUCUCCAUCUUGGUCGGUUGGAUACGAUGUCACCAACAAGAUAUCACUGUCUCUGCAUUUUGUGAUUGUAAUAGUUUGAUCUCUGGAAAGAAUAAGUGGUGGUAGCUUCUGACUUUUGUCACUGUGUCCCUUCUUUGUGUAAGCUAUCCUUUCCGUCCUUUGGAUUUUUCUUUGCCCCUGGUAUGUGUUUGAUUCAGUGAAAUGGGGAGGUCCCAAAUGGAAAGUUCUUGCAUCGGCCAGUCCAGGGUGUCUGUGGGUUGAUUUUAUAAAGAAGGUGAGCUAUUUUCGUGAAAUUCUAAGAGUUGGAAAUAUCUUUCCCAAAUAUAACUUUAAUAUUAGUUUUUGAAAGAAAGUAAGAUGUAAUCAUGUUUUUAAACAAAAUACAAAUGUUUAUUUCAGAAGGGCAGGUUGAUUGUAUGUGUAGCCACUAUUAGAAAUUUUGCUGGAUUUAUCUUGAUAAAAUAAAAAGACUCCUCAA
Messenger RNA from Sarcophilus harrisii (Tasmanian devil), 1150 nucleotides. RefSeq names its product high mobility group nucleosome binding domain 5 (gene HMGN5). Gene Ontology annotation, biological process: chromatin organization. The transcript is spliced from 6 exons. Gene Ontology annotation, molecular function: nucleosomal DNA binding. Gene Ontology annotation, cellular component: nucleus; chromatin. NCBI's taxonomy places the organism in Eukaryota, Metazoa, Chordata, Mammalia, Dasyuromorphia, Dasyuridae. The record is from RefSeq and is a predicted model, not a curated record. The coding region runs from base 237 to 539 and encodes 100 amino acids.